Molecule: messenger RNA, 2656 nt
Organism: Anguilla rostrata (American eel)
Lineage: Eukaryota; Metazoa; Chordata; Actinopteri; Anguilliformes; Anguillidae
Gene: smpd5
Product: sphingomyelin phosphodiesterase 5
Exons: 8
Coding region: 299-2170 (623 amino acids)
Biological process (GO): sphingomyelin metabolic process
Cellular component (GO): cytoplasm; extracellular region
Molecular function (GO): sphingomyelin phosphodiesterase activity
Source: RefSeq, a predicted model, not a curated record
GCUAGACAAUUGAUGUGCUGUUUGUAUGAAAUUGGUUAAGCCUGGCCACAUAGAUAGCCAAUAAUACACAGGCUAAUGUUUACUAACGUUAGUUAAGAAGUUAGUCUAAUUACAUCAAGCAAAAUUAAAUUCCUAAAUUGUAAUUUAGCGCACCAGAUCGCUUGCUGACCUAGCUACGUGUAACAAAUGCAUAACUAUUAGCUAGCUAAAUGAUUGAUUAAAACUUUUUAUCUCGUUAAAUAAUUUCUUCCGAUGUCACUUUGCACAUACAUGUCCUAAAAUAGUUGACUGACUUGAAAUGAGGUCUUCAGUGGGACAGUGGGCUUGUGCAGCACUGGCCAAUGUGGCUUCGGUGAGGCGAAACAGAGCUGGGGACCCCGAUGUCCAUUCCCCCCUCACGGGCGCGUGGAGGCAAGUCAUGGCCCUGCGGGAGUCCCCCUUCUCCAACGGCUGCGCGGCGGGCCUGCAUGCCCUGGGCUGGGCUCUCAUCCUGCCCUGCUUCUGGUUCCUGAACAGGCUUCUCGCCGUCUGCAAGCCCACCACCCUGGAGCGGGCCCGGCGGGCGGAGCAGGAGUGCUACCUCCACCCGCUCAAGGUCUUCUUCGGCGCCAUACUCUUCUUCAUCCUCUUCCUCCUCACCGCCCCGCUGGCCUUCCUGGGGUUCUUGCUGUGGGCGCCGCUUCAGGCAGCACGCAGGCCCUUUUCCUACCACCAGGAGGCGGUGCCUGCCACUGAAGGGGAGGCGCUGGGUGGAUGGGAGCAGCAGGGCGGGGGCGGCAAGGUGACGUUCGGCUUCGCGACGGCCAACCUGUGCCUGCUGCCGGAGGGCCUGGCGCGCUUCAACAACCUGAGCAACACGCAGUGUCGGGCGGCGGCCAUCGGGAAGCUGAUCGCGUACGGCGUGAGCCGCCCGCGCAUCCGCAUCUUCGUGGACUCGCCCAGCAGCUGCGGCACGCUCAGCCCCUCCAGCAGCCUCCUGCCCCCCACCACGCCCUCCUCCUACGGGUCCACCGACACCCAGGACCAACCCCCACCCGCAGACGGCCCCGAGGAGCCCGGGGGGCCCGACAGGGCCAGGGCGGGGGACACCAUGAUCGACAUGCCGGGCGAUGACACGGAGUCCCCGGCUCCGCCUCCCUCCGCCGCCAACUUCAACCAGAACUCCCACCAGCACCGGCGCAAGGGCCACCGGCACCCGCCGCGGGCGCUGGGCUCGCUGGGCUCGGCCGACGACGUUCCCUGGGAGGUGUCGCCGCUGUUCCCGGCCGGCGUGGACAUGGUGUGCCUGGAGGAGGUGUUCGACAAGCGGGCGGCCCAGAAGCUGACCCAGGCCCUGGGCCCCCUGUUCGGCCACGUGCUCUACGACGUGGGCGUGUACGCCUGCCAGGCGCCCGGCUGCUGCUCCGGCUUCAAGUUCUUCAACAGCGGCCUGUUCCUGGCCAGCCGCUACCCCGUGCUGGAGGCCCAGUACCACUGCUUCCCCAACAGCAAAGGAGAGGACGCCCUGGCCGCCAAAGGCCUGCUCGCCGUCAAGGUGCUGAUUGGUCAGAACCAGGGGAAGAAUGUGGUGGGCUAUUUUAACUGCACGCACCUCCAUGCUCCUGAAGGCGAGGGAGCGGUCAGAUGUGAACAGCUGAACAUGGUCACCAAGUGGAUCGCCGAGUUCCAGGCCCAGACCAGGAGGUCAGACGAAAUGGUGGUCUUCGACGUGCUCUGCGGCGACUUCAACUUCGACAACUGCUCUCCCGAUGACGUGCUGGAGCAGAAGCAUAGCGUGUUUGAGGACUACAGAGACCCCUGCAGGGCUGGUCCAGGCAAAGAGAAGCUGUGGGUCAUCGGUACUCUUCUGGAGCAGCCUACCCUUUAUGAUGACGAUGUGAGGACCCCAGAGAACCUGCAGAAGACUUUGGAGAGGGAGGAGCUGAGGAAACGGUACAUCUCGCCCCCCGUCCGUCUGGCUGGGUGCCCCCUGGAUUACCCCGAACCUGGACAGCCCUGGGUUGGCCGGCGCAUCGACUACAUUCUGUACCGGGAAAGCACCCUCGAUAAACAGUGCCACACCGAAGUGGAGGAUUUCACUUUUGUGACCCAGCUUGCUGGCCUGACCGACCACAUCCCUGUGGGCCUAAGGUUAUCUGUAACACUGGAUUUGGAUGGAGCCAACCCCUGAGGAUCUGUCCCUUAGGAUCGAUCCCUGAGGAUCUGUCCCUUAGGAUCAAUCCCUGAGGAUUAACCUUUGCUGUAAAAAGAUGAGGUGGCUUUGAUGAACAGAUGGGCAGACGGUGGUUUCACUGUCUGAUUUAAGCCCACAAAGGGCCGAUCAGUGAGAGGGGCUGGUCUGCUGGUGCUGGAGACAUACCUCAACUGUCAUUCUGGUGUUUACCAAAGUAAAAAAAAUGUGCUUGAAACACAGUGGUGAUUCACUGUGGUGGUGCACAGAAUUACAGUUUACAGAAAGCCAAAAUGAAUGAACAGCGAGAAAGUGAUAUGCAACAGUGACCAAUGCAUUAAACAUAUAUGCCCUCACUUCCCCUAUGCAGUACCUCUCUCAGUGUAUGGACCCUGUGAAAAGGGUAGGCAUGUAAAUCAUGCAUGUUUUUCCUCACGUCCUGAUUUGCCCAUGAAUGGGAACAAAUAAACAAGAUGUGCCACCUGC